UGCCGUUUUCCUCUGUAGGGGUAUGUGAGUGAUAUGAAAAAUAACUUAAAGAUUGUUUCCACUCCAAGGAGGGUAAUAGUGAACUCUACCUCUCAGUUCAGUGGUUUCAGGACUACGCUGUAGAUGCAGGACAGAUGAAGAGAGCUGGAGAAGACUAUUCCCAAAGGUGCUCAAAAUCCAAGUGCUCACAGCUGAUGAGGCAAACCUGGGCAGUGGAGAGAACAAUGUUCCCUGUGAGCAGCUCAAGGGGAAGAAUAAAGAUGCAGAGGAUUGACUAGAACUGUGCCCCCAUCAGUGUAUUGAGAUGGAAAGGUGUGAAAGCCAAAAGCUUGAUAUUGAAAUAAGGAGUCUGAUACAGAAGAGUAACACUUGCCAGCCCGGUGAGGACUCCAAACCUGCUGCCCAAGAGAGUGCAAACCCUCAGGAAACUUAAUGUUCACUUAAGAUCCAUAGUGAAGCAAAUGCUCAAGGCCGUCUUGGAUGCGGAUGGGCAGGUGUGAGUGACAUGGAAGUCCCAGCAAACCCACUAGAAGCAACUUCAAGGUGCUGUACCUUUCGGGAUCCUUUGUUGGCUUGCCAUAGUCUGUUACUUGCUUUUCAGCUAGUUGAAAUGAAAUCAAGACUGGAUGUGUCAGAGAAGAAAGUCACUGAACUGGAGGAAAAGAGGCACCAACAGCAUCCAGAAGAUGAGAGACUGCAAGCCCUGGGCAGAGAGCAGUCACUGCAGGAAAUGAAAGAAACAAAAGUCCGUAGUGAAGCUCUCCAUGAAAUGAAGGAAGAGAACAGGCUCCUGAAGCAGAAGAAUGCCUCAAUAAUGAGAAAGAAAGAACACUAUGAGUGUGAAGUAAGUCGUCUCAAUAAGGCCAUUCUGGGUGUGUUGAAAAAGCAGGACACACCUGUACCUGGGACUCCUUCUGAGAUGGGUGGCAGAAACAGCCUUGAGGACAUGAGAAUCCAACUUGAAGUUCUCAGACACCAGGUAAGGGUGGCUGGAAGUAAGCCUAGACAGAUUUCAGACAGCAUAUUUUUGCCUUUUCUCCCAAGAACUGUGCCGGGUGGACUUGUCUAUGAAGUCCAUAUUGCUGUAAUAAUGUUUUAUUGUUCUGUGCAGCCAGACUAUCAGUGGUAUGUUACUGACCAGUUUCCGCCAGAUGUGCAGUGCAAGGCAAAUGAUUCAUCCUUGGAGAAGGGAGGCCAUCAGUGACAGCCUAUGACCUGGAGAAGUGUAGACCAAAGGCUGCGAGCUAAUCUUGCAGCUUAAUUAUUCUGUUUUGUUUUGGUUUUUUUUGUCACUAGCUCCUUAUCCCUUCAGUGCAUGUUAUUUAUGACAGGUGAAAUCCCUGCAAGGACAAUAGAAAAGCAGAUCAUAAAGGCUUGUGAUAUUCAGGAUCCAGUAAUACUCUGCUGGCAAGUGUUACUGCCCUUUGUUCUGAAGAUGCUGUUUGUGCUGUCUAUGAGAAUCUGUUAAAAACCCUUAUGAGAAAAUAUGUGGCUGUUGCUGGGGAUUCAGAGACUGUCAAAUAUGGUUUGAAUUCAAGAGCUUGUAAGCCAAAUAAUAGUGUUGUGAUACUUUUUUGUUUGUGAAUUAGUCUUUUUUUAUUGGAUUCCAGGGAAUGAUUUGUUGACAUACCAUCUUGAAUUCUGUGUCCUUUUUCUUAGUUGUUUAGUAAAAAGGAAAUCUACCUCACUGUUUUAAUAUGUUUUUGUGAUUAUCAGCAAGGUAGCACCGAUGGCAGGCCAGGUUGAAAGUGCCUGCUCCCCUUUUCCAGUCAAGCCCAGCUCUCCUUUUGUUUUGGAUCCACAAUGACAUGAAAAAUGUGUUCAGGUUUUUUUUGUGUGUGUGUUCUUAUUUAUAUCAGAAGAAUUUUAGUAGAAAUAUUUAAUGGGUUUAUCCUCUCAGUGAAAGUGGCUUUGUAUUUCUAAAUGAUUCUUGUAAUGAAUCUGAACAUUGCUGUGUAACCUCUAACUUGAGAAUGAAACCUGGCUUUUAAAAUUAAA
Pezoporus flaviventris is the source of this 1998-nucleotide messenger RNA. It is a transcript of the gene TNIP3, whose product is annotated as TNFAIP3 interacting protein 3. Gene Ontology annotation, biological process: regulation of transcription by RNA polymerase II; cellular response to lipopolysaccharide. The record is from RefSeq and is a predicted model, not a curated record. The transcript is spliced from 9 exons. Lineage: Eukaryota; Metazoa; Chordata; Aves; Psittaciformes; Psittacidae.